CUCAUAUGGAUCUGUUCUUGACUGCCCUCCAUUUCGCUGUCUUCAUUCUCAUGUUUGUUCUCACAACUCUCUUCUUCCGUUUUCCUCUCUCUGUCUGUUCUGACUUCUGUUCUCUCUCACUCUAUGUUUACCCACAUUUUCUGCACUCUGUUCCUUAUCUUCUCCUUCGCCCACAACCUGACACACCACAACAACCUCUCCUCCUUUCCUUCCCCUCUCUCGCCUGCCUUGCUCUGUCUAUCGAUCAAUGUCCUCUUUGUAGUCCCACUGCUCUUCACUCUUCUGUCCAUUUCCGAACGUUUCAGCUCACACUUUGGCGUUGUUGAGUCCGGCUAAACUGGUGCGCAUGCGCAUUUUCGGGUUAUCGCCACGUGCGUCUGCUUACCUCUCGACCGAGUAUGGAUUCUUCCACUGGCUCUGUGUGCCCUGGUAAUGGCACAGAAGAGACCAGAGAAGAAUCCAAGGUUGAGGGUGAGUGUGAAUUUGUGGAUAGUUCUGAGAGUGAGUGUGAUGAUGAUGUUGAGGGUGAGUCAGGGAGUAGUUGGGAGAGUGAGUCCAAUGACAACGACUCACUCUAUAUUCCCACACCUAUUCGUGAA
This is a messenger RNA of Geodia barretti, 599 nucleotides long. The record is from the annotation of a GenBank genome assembly. NCBI's taxonomy places the organism in Eukaryota, Metazoa, Porifera, Demospongiae, Tetractinellida, Geodiidae.